AUGAAACCACCAACAAAUCCCGCUCUUCUCCACGAUGUCGACAUCCCGACGAAAAAGGCCACAUUUGGAAUGGGAUGUUUCUGGUCAAACGACUCUUUAUUUGGAGUCACACCAGGAGUUGUCCGAACAAGAGUCGGCUACUCCGGUGGUACCACGAAAACUCCACAUUACAGAAACUUGGGAGACCACACAGAAGUUAUAGAAUUAGACUAUGAUCCCAAGACCAUUUCGUAUGAAGAUUUGUUGGAAAUGUUUUGGGCUAACCACGAAUACGGACUUACAACAAAGUUGAAAAGACAGUACCAAUCCUUGGUAUUGUACCACGAGGACGACCAACGCCAAGCUGCCGAAGAAUCAUUUAAAGAAAUGCAGGUUCAGUGCAAAGGACAACUUCGAACAGAGAUCGCGCCAGCAGGGCCAUUCUAUCCCGCUGAAGAUUACCAUCAAAAAUACAGAUUGCAAGGCCACAAAGAUUUGUGCCGCAGCCUUGGACUCGAUUCAACAAAGCUACAAACGUCACAUUUAGCAGCUAGACUGAACGGUUACCUGGUCGGAAUUGGCGGGAAAACGCAAUUUGAACAGGACGUGGUCCGCUUAGGCUUAAAUGAAAAACAGGCGGAAUAUGUGCGACGAGAGUUUGAGAGGAACGAAGGAGGGGGUCUCGCUUGUUAA
Leptosia nina is the source of this 672-nucleotide messenger RNA. The record is from the annotation of a GenBank genome assembly. NCBI's taxonomy places the organism in Eukaryota, Metazoa, Arthropoda, Insecta, Lepidoptera, Pieridae.